CACUUUUCGGGGGAGGGGGUGGGUGCUACUUCAAGUAGGCUAUGCCAGAUCAAGAAAAUACCUUUGUUAGAUUCUUGCCGGAUAAAAAAUGUACCGCAAAAAUUUCAAAAAGAUAUUUCGGAGUCGCGUCAAGUUUUGGAAUACUCGGUCCUUGAAAUAAAUGCCGCAUUAGAGGCAAGCGCCAAGAGUAAAUACGGUGGGCCACUCAGGGACUGGCACUAGGGUUUAGGUUUGGUCUCAGUUCCCUACACUUGUCGGCCAAGAUGGCUUCCUGAACUGUGGUCAAUUUUAAAGGCUGUUUAUUUUAUUGAAUGCCUCGCCCUUGAUUGACUUGCAAUGAAUACUUAGGUUUAUUUCAUGAGAGUUUUAUUUCCAAUUGUUGUUUUUUCGCCUGAUUCCAAGAUGUACAGUUAACAAUGCUCGAAAAUUACCUAGUUCAUUUCCUGACUACAAAAACACGUGAGGACAAUAUUUAAGAAGGAAGAUGUCUGUAAAAGGUGACGAAGAUCUUUCAAAAUGUACACUAUGGGAGAGAUUCAAGGAACCCUUCUACAAAGAAAGAAUGUUGGAGAAUGGUGAAUCUCAAGAAGAAACUGGUUGGCAUAGAGUAGAAGCAUUGUUUGAAAUCAGACAGAGUGAUGAGCAUCUUGAUAAAGAUGGAUGGCAUAAAUUCUUGAAAGCAUUUUUUAAAUUAAGAGGCUAUGAAAAGGGACUUUGUCCAGAGAUGGAACAAAUAAGAACAGUCAUGUUUACAACAACUGUUUUUGCCUUUGUCUUUGGUGGUCGGUUUGGUUAUCGAAUUGUAGAUGACAGCUUUCGACGACACAACCAGUUGACUGUGUAUGAAUCUGUAAUGCACGCUCAGCGUCGCUAUCAUGCAUCUGUAGUUGUGGGAUUUGUUAAGUAUGGAUGGCGCUGGGGAUGGAGAGCUGGUGCCUUUGCGGGUGUUUACAGCUUUCUUGUGGUUGCCCUAGAGGCUUAUCGCAACAGAUAUGAUGCACUGAAUUUUAUGGCCAGUGGAGCCUCAACUGGUGUUUUGUAUAACAUAUUAUCCGGGUGGCGUAAAAUGGCUGUUGGAGCAGCACUUGGAGGUGGUUUGAGUUUGCCCCUUGGAAUACUUGCACAGGCUGGAAAUGCAAUUCUACCAGAGGAAUACAAACUGAACAGAAAGCAACCUGAGGAAUGCAGUGUUGAAAAAGAAGAGCAGAAACAAAUUCUGAAAGCUACCACCAGUUCAUUGAUAGAAUCCAUAGAGAAGGAAUUUAGCCAAGAAGAUCGAACACAAGAUAACAAGAGAUGACAGUUUUGUUUCUGCUCAUGUCCUGAAAAAAAUAAAUGCCUUUAAUUUAACCCUUUAACUCAUAGGAUCUUGAUAGCAAUUCUUCUUACUGUCUAUCAUACAAUACUUAUCUUGUUAGUUUGGAGAAUUUGGUAUUGGAUCACCUUAUAGUGCCCUUAUUGAUAUUUUUCUUUUUUCUCAUCACUCAUCUGCUUGAUGUUGCAUCGUUAUUUUAUGGAGAAAUUCUGUCAUGUUAUUUUAAAGAUUUUAAAGGAUUAGGCAAGGACACGUUCAUCUCCAGAUCAGGACUGAGAAACAUGUAAUAUCACAAACAAAAGAUGAAUUUGUAAAAAUUGUUUCAUGUUAACUUCCUAAACAUUCCAACUAUGAUCUGAUACAAUUUUUUUUUUUGGGUAUCUCUCUAUAGGCAUCAUGUCAACUUUAAAUGAUAAUUGUAAUAAAAUGUUUGCUCUUGGAAUUUCACAUUCAAAAACUUGAAAUUGUUUUUCA
Molecule: messenger RNA, 1789 nt
Organism: Stylophora pistillata
Lineage: Eukaryota; Metazoa; Cnidaria; Anthozoa; Scleractinia; Pocilloporidae
Product: complex I assembly factor TIMMDC1, mitochondrial
Biological process (GO): mitochondrial respiratory chain complex I assembly
Cellular component (GO): mitochondrion
Source: RefSeq, a predicted model, not a curated record